GGGCUCGGCGGGCAGGGAUGGAGCCGGCGCGGGGCCGCGGGAGGCCGGGCUGAGCGCAGCGGGGAGGAGGCGGCGCCGCCGCAGGAGGAGCUCGCCGCGCCGGGGGCGCCAUGGGCAACGCCGACUCCAAGCUGAACUUCAGGAAGGCGGUGAUCCAGCUCACCACCAAGACGCAGCCUGUGGAAGCAACAGAUGAUGCCUUCUGGGACCAGUUUUGGGCAGACACAGCCACUUCGGUGCAGGAUGUCUUUGCCCUUGUACCAGCUGCUGAAAUCCGAGCAGUGAGGGAAGAAUCACCUUCAAACUUGGCUACUCUGUGCUAUAAGGCUGUGGAGAAGCUGGUUCAGGGAGCGGAGAGUGGCUGUCACACAGAAAAGGAGAGGCAAAUCGUUUUGAACUGCAGUCGGCUUCUCACCCGCAUCCUGCCAUACAUCUUUGAGGAUCCUGACUGGAGAGGCUUCUUCUGGUCGACUGUACCUGGGGCUGGACGAGGAGGGGGGGAUGAAGAUGAUGAAAAUGCCCGGCCACUUGCUGAAUCAUUGCUGCUGGCAAUUGCAGACCUGCUCUUCUGUCCAGAUUUCACUGUCCAGAGUCACCGGAAGAGCACUGUGGAUACUGCAGAGGAUAUUCACUCCAUUGACAGCUGUGAGUACAUUUGGGAGGCUGGUGUGGGCUUUGCUCACUCCCCCCAGCCCAACUACAUCCAUGACUUAAACAGGACAGAGCUGCUAAAACUCCUGCUGACCUGCUUCUCCGAGGCCAUGUACUUGCCGCCCUCCUCAGACAACAGCAACACCAACCCCUGGGUGCAGUUCUUUUGCUCCACAGAAAACAGACACGCGCUGCCACUCUUCACUUCACUCCUGAACAUUGUCUGUGCCUAUGACCCGGUGGGCUAUGGGAUCCCCUACAACCACCUGCUCUUCUCCGACUACCGUGAGCCCCUGGUGGAGGAGGCAGCCCAGGUGCUGAUAGUUACUCUGGACUAUGACAGCUCUACCAGUUCAAGUCCCACGGUGGAUGGCACCACUACCAGCACUGCUAUGGAUGAUGCAGAUCCUCCAGGACCAGACAACCUAUUUGUGAACUAUUUGUCUAGGAUACACAGAGAAGAGCAGGAUUUCCAGUUCAUUCUCAAAGGACUUGCUCGUUUAUUAUCAAACCCCCUGGUCCAGACAUACCUGCCCAACUCUGCCAAGAAGAUCCAGUUCCAUCAGGAGCUCCUUGUUCUGUUUUGGAAACUCUGCGACUUCAACAAGAAAUUCCUCUUCUUCGUGCUGAAGAGCAGCGAUGUCCUGGACAUCCUGGUCCCAAUCCUCUACUUCCUAAAUGACGCCCGAGCUGAUCAGUCGCGAGUGGGGCUGAUGCACAUCGGUGUAUUCAUCCUGCUUCUGCUCAGCGGGGAGCGUAACUUUGGGGUUCGACUGAACAAGCCGUAUUCCGUGAGAGUGCCUAUGGAUAUCCCUGUCUUCACGGGGACGCACGCCGACCUUCUCAUCAUAGUCUUUCACAAGAUCAUCACCAGUGGGCACCAGCGGCUGCAGCCCCUCUUUGACUGCCUGCUCACCAUCAUUGUGAAUGUGUCUCCGUAUCUGAAGUCUCUUUCCAUGGUUGCUGCCAACAAGCUGCUGCACCUCUUGGAGGCCUUUUCCACCACUUGGUUUCUCUUCUCUGCUGUCCAGAACCACCAUCUCGUCUUCUUCCUGCUGGAGGUUUUCAACAACAUCAUCCAGUACCAGUUUGACGGGAACUCCAACUUGGUCUAUGCCAUCAUCCGCAAGCGGAACGUGUUUCACCAGCUGGCCAACUUGCCCACGGACUCCCAGACCAUCCAGAAAGCCCUGCAGCGCAAGAAGAAAACUCCUGAGCCCAUUUCUCGCACCAACUCCCAGGAAGGGGUCUCCAUGGAGGGCUCGCGGCCUGCUGCUCCUGCCGAGCCGGGGACACUGAAGACUAGUCUGGUGGCAACUCCAGGUAUUGACAAGCUUACGGAGAAAUCACAGGUGUCAGAAGAUGGGACCAUGCGGUCCCUGGAGCCAGAGUCUUUACCGUCCCCAUUAGAAGGCAGCCCACCAUCAGCUGUUAGUGACACAGAGUCCUGGAGCGGGGAGACAUCGCAGCCCAAGCAGGAGCGAAGGCGGCUGUCCAGUGCAUCCUCAACAGGGCAGUGGUCCCCAACUUCUGACUGGGUGAUCUCUUGGAAGUCAAAGCUGCCUCUCCAGACAAUCAUGAGACUCUUGCAGGUGCUGGUCCCUCAAGUGGAAAAGAUCUGCAUUGAUAAGGGCCUCACGGAUGAAUCUGAGAUCCUCAAGUUCUUGCAGCAUGGCACGCUGGUGGGACUGUUACCUGUCCCUCACCCCAUCCUGAUCCGCAAAUACCAAGCUAACUCGGGCACUGCCAUGUGGUUCCGGACCUACAUGUGGGGAGUUAUUUAUCUGAGAAAUGUGGAUCCCCCGGUCUGGUAUGACACAGAUGUGAAGCUCUUUGAAAUUCAGCGAGUCUGAGAGCACAGGAAAGAGGGCACUUACCUCUACUAAAGGAAAACACUGGAAACAAGACCUCGCUGUGUGCUGCUUCAUCACAGCUAUUCCUGCAUUUCACAGCCAGCUGCGAGACCAAAAGGACAAUCAUUUCCAUUUCCCUACAUAUCAUUUUAAGCUUUAAGGAGGACCUGUGAGCAGAUCCUUAUCCCCUUGCUCACUCCUUCCCCCUCCUUCCCUAGCAAACUUGAGUGAGAGAUGCCUAAGGACUGUCCCUUGUGUUGUUGCACUAGAAAUCAGACCAUUCAUAGCUCUUUUGUCCUCUCACUCCUGGCUUUGGUUUGGAGACCAAUCUGAGCCAUAUCAGCCACAGCUUAAGAGCUUCUCCGCUUGGUCAUGUCCCAGCCAGAUUCAGCAUAUAAUCAAAAAGACUCCAUAGAAAGAGUUAAACUGAGUCAUGGAGGGGAACUGCUACUACUGCAGGAGGGGAGUGUUAGACAUGCAGAGGGGUUUUGCGUGGUUCUUUUCCCAAAGAAUUGGUUCUAACACCCAUCAGGUUGCAGGUCUUCUUGCUGCUGUCUUGCUUCACUCUGUACUUGCUUCUGUCUUGCUUCACUCUGUACAGUUGGGGGGAUCUUUAUUUAAUGAAAAGGGAAUGCUGAAGGAGAUCCACUUUGCCCUGGUCUCUAUUUUAAAUCCCUCCUUUCUUCCCCUUCUUUGGAAACUAGUGUUAGGUUCUUGUAGCAGCUGAUGCUUCAGUGCAAUAACAAGAUCUACUCUCCUUCUUCCUUCCCCACCUUGUCGCUGCCUCAGAGAUUUGCAGACCAGGAAUGUUACUCUGGCUUUGCAGGUGGACUGUUGCAGUGAACAGGGUAUGUGUUUGUGUGUAUGUGUUUUACAGCCCCUUGGAAAGCUGUGUGCAAUCAUGGAGAAUCAGGGCAAAGGCUGGGAGGGAAGGGCUAGCCUAGGGGAGCUGAGCCUGACAAGGAGAAAACAUAAGUAUGUGUUGCCCUCCUUCAUCCUUCUCCAAUUGAUUGAUGAGCUGGUUUGUUUGGAUUUGGAAGGAGUUGUGUUGUUACUGAGCGGGCAGGUUGUCACAAUGGAGGGCAUUUGGAGAAGGGUGGAAGGGGUGGGUUGUCCACUGCUUUUUCAGUGCCAGGCAUUGAGGGAGGGUCUUGGGGCCAUCCCAAGAAGUAUGUUGAAGGCAUGAUGAAAAUGGUUGCAACUAGGCAGGAGGGACUCUGGGGUAAAGGUAAAUUCUUCCAGACACCCGGAUGGGUUCUGUAUUCAAGAAAGCUGGCUUGCUUUGGAGCCCAAGUGCGGUAAUGAGCCUGAACUUUGCAGGGUCAAAGGAGAUCAGCUCCUAGCUCACAAAAUGGAUGAAGUGCAGGUUGCAGACUGCACUAUCCAUAAAUAUGGGGGCAGGUGUGUUAGAGCAGCUCCCUUGUUCUUCUCCCCUUUCCCCCCAACCCAUGUGUGAAGGCCUGAGUAUUGCACAAGCAGCCGUAUUGCUUUUCUUCUGUAGAGAGUCCAGCUUUCAUAUAAGUAGCCCGCUGACCUAGUAGUGAACCCCUCUUGCUGUUUGGGUGCUGAAGGUGGACUAAAGCCCCCUGCCCAGUUCAGCCCCCUGAAGUGUAGCCUGGAAGACCAUUGAAGAACAAAGGCUGGAUAAGGAAGAGAGCAUUUCCUCUCCCCAUGCCUCAUCCAUUUUGCCACCUUUCACCCCCCACCUCCCGCCUCCACCUGUAUAAAGACAUUCACAGAUUGAAGUCUAUAUUUUGCUUGGAAUAUUUCUUGUCUUAAGAAUGUGAUUGGGUGGUGCCCUUGGUGAUGGGCCAGCCCCUGAUUGUACUGCACUCACACGUCUCAGCUGGAGAGGGCCCUUAUGUCCUAGACACUGGCUUCUCUCCCCACCCCGCCUUCCCUGGUUUUGUGGUAUCUUCUAUCCUUUCCACCCCCCCUUUUGUUUUCUUUGUGAGUUUCCCUGGAAUCUUUCGUUUUUUGGUGUUUUCAGUCUUUGUUCCAUGAAAAUCGAAUUGCACUGUAAACUAUUUGCUUACAUUCAAAGAGAUAAAGAUAAUCUGAAACAUG
Messenger RNA from Alligator mississippiensis (American alligator), 4571 nucleotides. RefSeq names its product HID1 domain containing (gene HID1). The transcript has 19 exons. The record is from RefSeq and is a predicted model, not a curated record. Gene Ontology annotation, cellular component: Golgi trans cisterna; Golgi medial cisterna; membrane. Bases 111 to 2504 code for a protein of 797 amino acids. Lineage: Eukaryota; Metazoa; Chordata; Crocodylia; Alligatoridae.